Molecule: messenger RNA, 2335 nt
Organism: Danio rerio (zebrafish)
Lineage: Eukaryota; Metazoa; Chordata; Actinopteri; Cypriniformes; Danionidae
Source: RefSeq, a predicted model, not a curated record
CCAUCAGCAAAUGUGCAGUUGCGCCCCUGCUUAUUAAACAUUGACAGAAAAACUCCACACUGAUGAGGGAAAACCUAGACAUUCACAGAGUUUGUGAUAAAGAUGAGGUUGUUUCCUCAUGCAAACAGAUUUGAGGAUUGACAUUUGUCUGCCUUAACAAAGAGGUUUAGUGAAGGUGGCUGAUUUUUGACCCAAAGAAUAUGAUAGUGAAUUCCAAAACAACAGAAGGAGGAGGAGGGAAACAUGGACAUAGAUGUUUGAUGUUUGUUAAUGGUCUUUUCCACCACAAUCAAGAUGUUAUUUGUGCCAUCGGAAAGUAUGACAUGACUGUGGUUUGUGGGUGGACUCUGCUGCUGGUGUGAAGUUUACGCAUCAGAAGGUUUCACUUUCAAGCUGGACUGAUGGUGAACGUUUAAAGUACAACAUGCCUAUCAGAAUACGGUGUGCGUCGAUUCUACUCAUGUUCUGUGGUGUGUUUGGUGGAGAGCUGGAUGAAACUGAAACGAUAUUAGUGAUGAAGGGAGACUCUGUAUCUUUACAUACUGGACUGGGUGAAGUGAACAGAGAGAUGCAGAUAAUGUGGAUGUUUGGACCUGAGAAAGCCAACACUCUCAUUGCUGAAAUCCAUAGCAUGAUCGUCUCUAUAUAUGACAGUUAUGAAGAACUGAAAGACAGGGUGCAGAUGAGCCAGAGGACUGGAUCUCUCACUAUCAGAAACACCUCAAUCAGUCACUCAGGACUCUACGAGGCGCAGAUCAUGACCACGGUGACUGCAUUUAAACGAUUUCAUGUCAUUGUUCAUGACGGAGGCUUUCCCUGCGCUGUCUUGUGCUCAGCUGAGAACGGGCCUGGCGUCUCUCUGUCGUGGUAUAAAGACGGUGAAAGACUGAAUCAGACCAGCGGUCCUGACCUCAACUUCCCUCUGUCGGUGCUGCUGGAGAUAAAAGAGAGAAGUAAAGAUGUGUAUCAGUGCGUGGCUGCUAAUCCCAUCAGCAACAAGACAACACCAUUCAGCUUUCAGGAACACUGUCCGCAACACACAGAUUCCAGUCGCUUUUGUGGUUCUACUGAAAUCGCGAUCCGAUUGGUCGUCUCCAUGCUGAUGGGUGUGGCUACUGUUGCUCUGGUGAUUUAUGAUGUCAGAUCUGGAGGAGGAGUCAACGAGGUGUUCCAGUGCUAAAAUAAAUACCACAGCUGACAAAACUAGUGUGACUUACUGUAGCAUAUCUGUUUGUGAUUCACGUAUGAAUGAAUGAAAGCUGUGCUAUUUAAUCAAAUGUUAUUUACAGAGCUCUAAAAUAAUGCAUCUGCUAAUUGUUAAAAUGCUGACAUGAUUAAUCACAUGGUUAAAGCUAGUGGUGGGCAAAGCGAGGCUUCAUGAAACACUGAAACAUUUGAAGCAAAUGAGUCGAAGCUUUAAAACGUUUCGAAACCCCACUCUACGGUGACGCCUAGUGGUCAUUUUUUAUGUAUUGCACCGAAACAUCUUCAGCAAGAACAUUUCAGCAAACUGAGGUAUUAAACCCCACUUUGUAGAAAUAUAUAUUCAAGAGAUUUAGUGGAGCAGUUAAGGUUUCUGCCCUCCAUGUGGAGAUAGUGGGUUCGAAUCCAGGCUGAUGCAGCUAUUUUGAAAUGCUUUAAUACUAGUUGGGAAUGCUCUGAUCUUGUUUCGUUUUGUUUUAACAUUGGUCUGACAUCCGAAUAAACACUUUGUGAAUGAAUAUGUCUUGUUUUGGUAUUAAAACGGUUAUUGCUAGAUCAGACACAGUUGUGGCCAGAAGGUAUUAAGAAUUAAUUAUAUUAUUCAUUAAAUUUCUCAUUUAUUGUAUUUCAUUAACGUCUACCCAAACCCUCAACCCAACCAUCAGUAGUGUUAAAAUAUUUAUUAUUGUUUUAGUGUUACAAAAACAAUGCUAUAUUGAUGGCGUAUCCGCAGCUGUAAUCUAUUUAGGCUACCCCAUAAAACAGAAAUAUAAUUAAAAUACAUAAAACCAUGAUUUGAGAGUAUUUGUACAAUCGGGAUUCGAACCCAAAAGACAUCGGAAGAAUAGUAACAGCGCGCACACGCACAGUCCACGAGGCCAUAUAACAUAGGUCAAAAAUUGGACUCCGGCAGUAACAUGUAGAUUUGCCAGGUCCCGAAAUGCUUCCUAACUGAUCGAUGCUUUGAAUCAGUUUAGUCACGUGACCUGGGUGUUUCGGAUCAUGCACAGUGUUUCGAGACACUUGCGCUUCGGGAUCUCGAAACUGUGUCGAAACGUCAGUUUCACGUCAGCCAUCCUUAAUAAAAAGCAAAUACUGAUGUCUAAACUAUUGUCGGAUGAAUAUAUUUGAA